Asparagus officinalis (garden asparagus) is the source of this 853-nucleotide messenger RNA. Its product is annotated as ESCRT-related protein CHMP1B. The transcript is spliced from 2 exons. Gene Ontology annotation, cellular component: ESCRT III complex; multivesicular body. Bases 120 to 731 code for a protein of 203 amino acids. Gene Ontology annotation, biological process: late endosome to vacuole transport; endosome transport via multivesicular body sorting pathway; protein transport. NCBI's taxonomy places the organism in Eukaryota, Viridiplantae, Streptophyta, Magnoliopsida, Asparagales, Asparagaceae. The record is from RefSeq and is a predicted model, not a curated record.
GUCAAAAUAAGGCGAAGCUCACGCGCAAACAUUGCAGCUCCAAUCAAGGCGCAUUAAUCAACAGGAGACCUCCUCUUUCUUCUUCCUCGUCCCCCAAAAACCCUAACCCUAACUCCACCAUGGGCAACACUGAGAAGCUAAUGAACCAGAUCAUGGAGCUCAAAUUCACCUCCAAAUCCCUCCAACGCCAAGCCCGCAAAUGCGAGAAGGAGGAAAAAUCGGAGAAACUCAAGAUCAAGAAAGCGAUCGAGAAAGGAAACACCGACGGCGCUCGGAUCUACGCCGAGAACGCGAUCCGCAAGCGAAGCGAGCAGAUGAACUACCUCCGCCUCGCUUCCCGCCUCGACGCAGUCGUCGCUCGCCUCGACACUCAGGCGAAGAUGCAGACUAUCGGAAAAUCCAUGGCGGGAAUCGUCAAAGCCCUAGAUUCUUCGCUGGCGACUGGGAACCUUCAGAAGAUGAGCGAGACGAUGGAUCAGUUCGAGAAGCAGUUUGUGAAUAUGGAGGUGCAGGCGGAGUUCAUGGAGGGGUCGAUGGCGGGAUCGACGAGCUUGUCUACGCCGGAAGGGGAAGUGAACAGUUUGAUGCAGCAGGUGGCGGAUGAUUAUGGGUUGGAGGUCUCGGUGGGGCUGCCGCAGGCGGCGGCUCAUGUGAUUCAGGGUAAGGAGAAGGAGAAGGUUGAUGAGGAUGAUCUCUCGAGGAGGCUUGCGGAGCUUAAAGCGAGGGGAUAGAUGGAAUGGGGAGCAUCAAUACUCGGUUGUCUCCAAAGAGCCAAAAACACACAUAUCCGAGGAACAAGAAGAAAAUACACCACAUUGUGCACACAUGGUGAUGUAAAAAAAAGUAAGCAAGA